AUGAAAGGAGGAGCUAAAAGGUGGAGUCUUUGCAACAUAAGGGACACGGCGUAUUUGCCUGGAGGUCGAUACCGUGCACCAACAAGAAGACGAGUAUGGAUCAUCAUGGCGCUUUCUCUGAUCGCCAUGUUCGCUGUUGUGGCUUACAUGUACCCUCACCACAGUAAACGUGCUUGUUACAUGAUUUCGUCAAGAGGAUGCAAGGCUUUAGCUGACUGGCUUCCACCUGCUCUGAGGGAGUUCUCGGAUGAUGAGAUUGCGUCCCGAGUAGUGAUUAGAGAGAUAUUGAGUAAUCCUCCUGUGAUUAGAAAGAACUCCAAGAUUGCUUUCAUGUUCUUGACGCCUGGGACAUUGCCCUUUGAGAGGCUAUGGGACAGGUUUUUCCAGGGCCAUGAAGGGAAGUUCUCUGUUUAUAUACAUGCAUCAAAGGAAAGGCCAGUUCACUACAGUCGUUACUUUGUCAACCGGGAAAUUCGCAGUGAUGAGGUGGUGUGGGGAAGAAUAUCAAUGGUUGAUGCAGAGAGAAGGUUGUUAGCUAAUGCUCUUAGAGACCCUGCAAACCAGCAAUUCGCUCUACUCUCUGACAGUUGUGUACCGCUUAGAAGUUUUGAGUACAUUUACAAUUACUUGAUGUACAGCAAUGUCAGCUAUGUCGACUGCUUUGACGAUCCAGGUGAACAUGGAUCAGGCAGGCAUAUGAAUCACAUGCUCCCUGAAAUUCCCAAAAAGGAUUUUCGAAAGGGUGCGCAGUGGUUCACCAUGAAGCGACAACACGCUGUAGCAACUAUGGCAGACAGUCUUUACUACUCCAAAUUCAGGGAUUACUGUGGGCCAGGUAUAGAGAACAACAAGAACUGCAUAGCUGAUGAACACUAUCUGCCAACAUUCUUUUAUAUGCUUGAUCCCAAUGGCAUCUCUAACUGGACUGUAACACAAGUUGAUUGGUCUGAGAGAAAGUGGCAUCCCAAGACAUAUAUGCCUGAGGAUAUCACACACGAGUUACUAAACAACCUCACGUCUACUGACACAGUUGUACAUGUCACAAGUGUUGGGAUGGGUGAAGAAAUAUGGAUGCCUUGUAUAUGGAACGGAAUCAAAAGACCUUGCUACUUGUUUGGAAGGAAGUUUCACCCGGAUGCACUCGAUAAACUGUUGGAUCUCUUCUCAAAUUACACAAGAUCGGUCAAAUGGCAUUUGUGA
This is a messenger RNA of Microthlaspi erraticum, 1200 nucleotides long. NCBI's taxonomy places the organism in Eukaryota, Viridiplantae, Streptophyta, Magnoliopsida, Brassicales, Brassicaceae. The record is from the annotation of a GenBank genome assembly.